UACAGACUAAGGGCAAAAAGCUCAGCGCGCGCGGCCUCCUCCUUGCGGUAUCGACGCUGGCGGGUGUUAACAUAGAUGAGGGCUGACAUGAUUCCCUUUUCGCAGCCUCAGGCUCCUCCUGGGUAGGAUGUAGAGUUGCAUCAGGAGAAGAGAGAAAUCGAAGUUCGCUGAUCUGCGAUACAGAUAGGAGGAUAGAGCAGGCUCCAUCUUGUGCUUAGGCUUCCCGUGGGCUUUGAAGCUAAUCAGGCGCCAUGUUAAUUACGGGAAUGAGGGGCCAUUUUCCCGCUCUUUAUCCUUUCGCCCGGCUCCAGUGCCCAGACCCAAGCCCCCCACUGCUCAAUGGACACGCCCAGCCCAGACCCGUGGCCUUCGCCUUUGCCCGGGGAAGAAGAGAAACCUCUGGCCUUACCUCCUUCUGUUCCCCGGGGCCGCCGAGGCCGACGUCCUGGGGGGGGCACCUCCUCGAAUCGGACUCUUAAGGCCUCCCUUCCUCGCAAGCGGGGCCGCCCCCCCAAGUCGGGGCAGGAGCCCCCACUGGCACAGGGGGUGACAGCCCCGGUGGGCAGCGGCGGUGGCAGUGACCUCCUGUUGAUCGAUGAUCAGGGUGUGCCCUACACAGUCUCUGAAGGGUCAGUAGCAGGCGGGCCUGAGAGCUCUGGCCCUAAGAAGGCCCCGCACUUCUGCCCGGUGUGCCUUCGGGCCUUCCCCUACCUCUCCGACCUGGAGCGCCACAGUAUCUCACACUCAGAGCUGAAGCCGCACGAGUGCAAGGAUUGCGGCAAGACCUUCAAGCGGUCCAGCCACCUGCGGCGGCACUGCAACAUCCAUGCCGGCCUUCGGCCCUUCCGCUGCCCGCUCUGCCCCCGCCGCUUCCGAGAGGCGGGCGAGCUGGCCCACCACCACCGCGUCCACUCCGGGGAGCGCCCCUACCAGUGCCCUGUCUGCCGGCUACGCUUCACCGAGGCCAACACGCUCCGGCGCCAUGCCAGGCGCAAGCACCCCGAGGCCAUGGAGGCACCCCUGGGUCCUCGGGACCCAGGACCUGAACCACCGUGGGACGACGAGGGUAUCCCGGCCACGGCAGGGGCCGAUGAGGAGGAGCUGGAGGGGAAAGAGCUGGCUUGACCCCCACCCCCGGCCACUGCUCCCCAGGCCAGGUUUAGAGCUGGGCGCUCAGCUGGCACUGAACCUGGGCAGGGAAACUGGGACACAUUCUUGUCUGGUAGUCUUCCUGUUGUGGGAGAAGGUCGAGGGUGAGGACGUCCACUUCCGGGUCCUGCAGCCUUCUGCCACCCUCCCUCGGACUGACAGGCCUGUGGAGGCAGGGGCUGUGGAAAUAAAUAUCUGCCUACUGGC
This is a messenger RNA of Globicephala melas (long-finned pilot whale), 1356 nucleotides long. It is a transcript of the gene ZNF524, whose product is annotated as zinc finger protein 524. The record is from RefSeq and is a predicted model, not a curated record. Gene Ontology annotation, molecular function: DNA-binding transcription factor activity, RNA polymerase II-specific; RNA polymerase II cis-regulatory region sequence-specific DNA binding. Gene Ontology annotation, biological process: regulation of transcription by RNA polymerase II. Lineage: Eukaryota; Metazoa; Chordata; Mammalia; Artiodactyla; Delphinidae.